AUGACUAUCAACCAGUCUCGAUUUCACCAUGUGCAACCCCCCUUCUACACUUCACGUGAUGAGCUAAUUCAAUCCGCCGAGCAAAAAUCUCGACCUGCAUUCUCAGCAUGUACCGGCGCCGAGGUGGAAAUGGUCACCCGCGGUGGAGAACUAGCUUUCGUGAAGCGCAUGAUCGAUGAGAGUCUCGUUCUGCGUGACCGCAUUCAGUGGCAUACAUCCAUGCUGGGCAAACUAAGUAGUGUCUCCGUUCUCGUCGAGAUGCUGAUGCAGCACGAUAAUCACAAUUACGCCGUCACUGAGUUCGUGCAGGGGAGUAAGACAAAACGGUGGGCUGUGGCUUGGUCGUGGGGGGACAGAAGGCCCAUCAUGACUGCUGCACGAGGAAUACCUGGGUUUCCGAAGCAUAUGCUUCCCUUCCCUGCUGACUACACGUUCACUUUGGCACCUGGUACUUCCAUUGAUACAGCCAGCGCUGCUUUGAACAGUGAACUUGAUUCUCUGCCUUGGUUCUGGAGCUGGAAUCAGAAUGCCUCGGCGGGAACUGGUAUCGCUGCCGAGAAUGUCUGGUCUCGACAAGCGCGCCGGAAGAUGAAACUUGCUGGCCAGGAAGGCGCCGGUAAGUUGAACGAUGUUCCAGCGCAAGUCCAACUGGGAGUACGCGUAUACCUACGGUUACUCCGAGGCCAGACACCCGAAAACAAAGCGGUACAAGCAUUGGUUCGGUGGACGCAGGGAACAGACAGUGUUCUUUUCGAGAGUUUCUGCGGGAUGGUGAAAAGGAAGCUUGAAACAAAGUGA
This is a messenger RNA of Penicillium antarcticum, 798 nucleotides long. Its product is annotated as DUF890 domain protein. Gene Ontology annotation, biological process: rRNA base methylation. The record is from RefSeq and is a predicted model, not a curated record. Bases 1 to 798 code for a protein of 265 amino acids. Gene Ontology annotation, cellular component: nucleus. Gene Ontology annotation, molecular function: 23S rRNA (adenine(1618)-N(6))-methyltransferase activity. Lineage: Eukaryota; Fungi; Ascomycota; Eurotiomycetes; Eurotiales; Aspergillaceae. The transcript has 3 exons.